UUUUCAUUUCACUUUUCAUCAAGAACUCGAACACAGAAGAGGAGCGGAAAAUUUUAUUAAUUUAUUUUGAUAUUUUGAUAAAUGAAUAUAACAUACUGAAAACCACUCGAAAAAUUGAAGGAGUAAUCAAGAGUUCAACAUGGAUUCUGAUAAUCUAACUAAACAGACUGAAGAAAUUGAAGCUCUAAGUGCAAUAUACGGUGAUGAUUGGACCACUGAAAGUGAUAUUACAAAGUCCUUUUGUAUACGGAUAGAAGAAAGUAAAAAACAAGUUUUACUAUAUGUUACUAUGCCGUCAACUUAUCCUAAUUCAUCACCACCAAAAUACGAAUUGUCAGCUCCCUGGAUGGACAGAAAGGCUAAAGAAAAUCUCCUCCGUGCAUUGGAUGAAGUGUACUUAGAAAAUGUUGGAGAGACUGUCAUAUACCAAUGGGUAGAGAAAAUUCGAGAAGUCCUGCUUACCAUGAAGUCUCCGGAGCCAGUUAAGAAACCUCAGUCUCCAGUGGAAACUAUUAAUAUGGCACAGUUGGAAAUCAACUGCCCGCCAAUCACACAUGGAGAAGUUAUUAUGGAUAGGAAGAGCUCCUUCCAAGGUCACGCCGCUGAGGUGCACAGUAUAGAAGAUGUUAAAGCAGUGCUAGCAAAGCUGAAGCAAAACAAAAAGAUACAGAACGCGACGCACAACAUGUACGCGUACCGCAUUGAGCUGCCGCGCGGCUGCGUGCAGGACUGCGCCGACGACGGCGAGGCGCACGCGGGCGCGCGUAUGCUGCGCUUGCUGCGGCUGCUGGGCCAGGCGCGGGCGCUCGUCGUUGUCUCCAGAUGGUACGGCGGUAUACAACUAGGUCCUGAUAGGUUCCGUCACAUCAGCAACGCCACCAGACAGGUCCUACAACAAGCUGGCAUGUUGAAAAAAUGACGAUAGUUUAUAUACUACUACCAUUUUAAAUUUCAUACAGUUCGGCGUUCGGAAAAGCCACCAGCGGCUAUAGUGCGGUCAGGGUUGUCAAAAAUGAACGACGUUAUACUGAAAUUCAAACAUUUAUAUGAGACAAUAGGUCCACGUUUGUUAGUGACAAUUAAAAGUUUAAAAGUAUGUAUUGUCUCUUUCUGUCUAUGGCAAACAUUUUUAUUAAUAACGGGGUAUGUAUACAUGUCCUUUCAUUAAAGUUAGUAUUUAAUUAAAGUAUAACUUUAAUUAAAUACUAAUUUUUACUUAAUGCUUAAAGGUAUUAGACCUUGUCGAUUAUCAUAUGCAGGAUAAUAUUUUUCCAAAAGUUGCAACCCUUGAUAUAGCUCCCAACGCUAUAUAGCUUGAGUUUAUUACUAUUAUUAUUUUUUAAGGGACUUACUUUAAAUGUUCGUAUGAUAUUCCAGAAGCAUUAUUACACUAUGAAAAAUCACAAUUAUCUUAAUUUCUAUUAUAUGUAGAGCAUACAUAUUUUUUAAAAAAAUUCUGACCUUUUAUCUACCUUCUCGACGGUAGGUACUAGCUAUUGUUGUAUAUAGAGUUGUGAAUGUACAGACUUAACGUUUUUAUUUUGUGUUGUAGUGCAAAUAAUACAUUUAGUUUAUGGUUUUAAUUAAUCUGUUAUGUUGUGUAAGUACGUAAAGGAAUUAACAUAGCUACAUUGUUUUUUUUGUUUCAUGUCUAUCUUCGCGGAGUUUGCAUAAAAUAAUCGAGCGACUAAAAAUUCCUGUCAGAGCGCCAAUUUGAAUAGAUCCGACUCCAAUAUAUCUAUAUAUAUAUUCAUCAUUUCAUUUCAUAUAUAUAUUAUUAAAAAAAUAAAGAAAAAUUUGUUAGGUAUAAAUGAAGUAGGUUAAUCAAAGAGGAACAUGGAAAAAAUGCUGUUAUUCCCUUACUUUUUAUGAUACUACACUAUGUCUAUAAAGCGUAGAAAAAUAUUUUUUGACAAACUACUUUUUUUCAUAAUUUCAAUACCAAAUCGCAUGGUUGUGAUUGGCUGGUAAGAAAAACAGGUAAGAAAACGUAGUUCCUCAUUUAUUUUCUACUCUCUAUAGACAAACUGUACAUAAUAAUCUAAUUUCGAUUUUGAAAAUGACUGUCCCAACUCAAGAUCUACUAAGGUUUCUGUACUCAUUAUGGUGUCUGUGAUUGUGCAUUUUGUAUAAUAAUAAUAAUUACAAGGCACGUGUGCCUUAUAUUUAUAUUGUGACACGUUUUUUAGAUAUGUACGAUUUGUAAUCUGGAUAUCUCAUGAAAAUAUGUUUAGAAGUUCAGUGUCCAUUUAUCCUUUUUCCGUAGUGGGCCGUAUGCAUGUCUGUCAUGUAGUAAUGUAGACGAUAUGAUAGUAAUUGUAUCCAUGGUGUUUUUUUAAAGUUAGCCAGUAAAAUUAUCGCAGUGUAAUGGGAAAUAUAAAUUUUUCGUCGUCAUUAAAGGAGAAAAAUGGGUACACAAUUUUCUAAAUAAAAUAUAAGUCUAAGUACUAAGCGUAUUGUGAUAAUUAGUCUAAUGUUUAAUGCCGGCUCCACACUGUCAUCGAAUUAUCGGUAUACAUUGCUGGUUUUUCCAUCGCGGCAACUAAAACCACUCGUACUAACUACGCAAUGUUCACGCAUUCGCGUCGGCGUGUGUCCGGCGUUCGGCGACAGCGUGGCGCUGGCAUAAAAAAUAUUGUAUAAAUACAUCUUAAAGUCCGUCAAGAAAGUGAAAACUAAAAACAUUUAGCUCUUCAACUACAUUUUUUUUGCAUCAAAUACAAUGGUCAAGAUUGGUUGAUAAACACCCAGUGUUGCCAGACAACAGGAUACAGCGCGCUCAUAUAAUUUCUUCACUUUCAUGACGGACUACCUUUCAUAUGAAGCCAAAUUGUUGUUAGCGCAAUGAAAAAUAAAUAUGUCUAUCAAAAUACGUGUAUAACCAUUAAUAACUGUUCAAUAGAUAUAGGUAAAAUUAAAUAUGUAAAUCUUGUUUUAUUUAA
Messenger RNA from Plodia interpunctella (Indianmeal moth), 2942 nucleotides. Its product is annotated as protein IMPACT-like. Bases 140 to 919 code for a protein of 259 amino acids. The transcript has 6 exons. The record is from RefSeq and is a predicted model, not a curated record. Lineage: Eukaryota; Metazoa; Arthropoda; Insecta; Lepidoptera; Pyralidae. Gene Ontology annotation, cellular component: cytoplasm. Gene Ontology annotation, molecular function: protein binding. Gene Ontology annotation, biological process: GCN2-mediated signaling; regulation of translational initiation.